GCCGCUGCCUCCCUCGCGGACGGGGCCGGCCAGCUGAAGCCGCCAUGCAGCUGCAGCUGGGGCUGCUCUGGCUCCUGGUGCCGGGCUCGGCCGCGCUGGAGCCCAUCAGCCUGAGCAUCGCCAUCGGGGCGGCCUCGGUGCUCACCGGCUACCUCUCCUACCCCAGCUUCUACUGCGGCUUCGUGGAGUGCUGCCCCGGGGAGCGGGACCGGCCCAAUACCACCGCACUGAAGGAGGAUCUGGAUAAUAAACUCUUUGGACAGCACCUUGCCAAAGACGUGAUCCUGAAAGCAGUGACUGGAUUCAGAAACAACCCAAAUCCCAAAAAGCCACUCACUCUCUCCCUACACGGCUGGGGAGGCACGGGUAAAAACUUUGUCAGCCAAUUCAUCGCAAAGAGCAUUCACAAAGCAGGACAGAAAAGCAAAUUUGUUCAUCUCUUUAUAGCCACGCUACACUUCCCACAUGAUCAUCAGAUUACACUGUAUAAGGAUCAAUUGCAAACGUGGAUUCGGGGUAACGUGAGCGCCUGUGCCAGGUCCGUGUUCAUAUUUGAUGAAAUGGAUAAAUUGCACCCUGGCCUCAUUGAUGCCAUCAAGCCAUUCUUAGACUAUUAUGAGCAGAUUGAUGGGGUGUCCUACCGGAGAGCCAUCUUUAUCUUUCUCAGUAAUGCAGGUGCGGAUUUAAUUAAUAAAGUGGCUCUGGACUUCUGGAGGAGUGGAAAAGACAGGAAGCAGAUUCAGCUGAAAGACCUGGAACCUGUGUUAUCUGUAGCAGUCUUCAAUAAUAAGAAUAGUGGCUUGUGGCACAGCAGCCUGAUCGAUAGAAACCUCAUUGAUUACUUUGUCCCCUUCCUGCCCCUGGAGUACAAGCAUCUUAAGAUGUGCAUCAGGGCAGAAAUCGAGUCUGGUGGCAAGAAAAUCAACGAGGCGAUCGUUGACGAGGUGGCCAAGGAGAUGACAUUCUUCCCAAAAGAUGAGAAAAUCUACUCUGAUAAAGGCUGCAAACUUGUGCCGCAGAAGCUGUUGUUUUAUUGGGAGAGGUUAUGAGCAAUAUGGAACUGAGGUGGAACAAGGAACUCUAUGCCCUUUCCUCGCUGAAGCACUUUUAAUGGCAUUUUGAAAUCUGUCUCUUUGCACUUUUAAUAUUUUGGGACAUGUGGCAGGGAUCCUAGGAAUGCCUGAUUUUUCUUUUAUUUUUUUAAACCCCAGUGCUCUUCCUUAAACGGGCAGUACCCAAGUGUUGCCUUUUUAAUCUGGGAUAGACUCUAGAAAUGUUUGAGCAUAGCAUUCAUCACUGGAUCCAGCCUUCACUGCAUUGUAUUUUAGCAGCUGAGAUUGUUAAAAAUUCCAUCCUCUCCCUCCAACCCUCUCUACUAGACAACUGGAGUAAAAUGAAGGAAUCCUUCCGUUUGGCCACAGUCCCUUCCUAGCAUAUGGAAGGUCCAGUCCUAUUCCCAUUGAAAUCAAUGGGAGCUUUGGCCUUGACUUCAGCUGGCACGUCCAGGGUCCAUGAUAAUGGCAGCAGGGUUGAGGCCUUGAUACUUUGCUAGUUCAAAUGCCACUGUGCUGGAGGGACUCCUUGUGCUCGGAAGAUCAGUUCUCCAGGGAUGGAAAGGCAGGACCUUGGUUCAUUUCUGACUCUAAGCUGUCUUCAUGCCUCCUGCUCUGGUGAUGUGGAACGUUAAGGUGAACUCAAAGAAAUCUUGGGUUGGGGAGAAAUUAGUUGCUUCCCUCCACAGUCUCUAUCCCAAAGACUCUCUAUUCUUUCCCCUCCUCAUACGAAAUUUGAAUCAAAGGGAGUCCAAGUGCCUGUGGGCUUGGCUGCCAAUGGGUAUUUCUGUCCCUUUCCGGGUGGGGGGGUGGGAACCGUUCACCAGGGGUUUGACUGCUACAGCACCUCAGGCAAGUGUCUGGGGAAACAUUCAUGAGGGUUUGACUGUUACAACUUCUCAGGUCAGUAUUUGUGCACAAGGGUGGGCAUGAAAUCCACAAGGUGUUACAUUCCCUCCAAGCCACAGCCACGUAAUCCAGCAACAUCCCC
This is a messenger RNA of Terrapene triunguis (Three-toed box turtle), 2043 nucleotides long. RefSeq names its product torsin-1A. The record is from RefSeq and is a predicted model, not a curated record. The transcript is spliced from 5 exons. Gene Ontology annotation, cellular component: endoplasmic reticulum; endoplasmic reticulum lumen; nuclear envelope. The coding region runs from base 45 to 1049 and encodes 334 amino acids. Gene Ontology annotation, biological process: nuclear membrane organization; protein localization to nucleus. Gene Ontology annotation, molecular function: kinesin binding; ATP binding; ATP hydrolysis activity. NCBI's taxonomy places the organism in Eukaryota, Metazoa, Chordata, Testudines, Emydidae.